AUGGCCGAUCAAAGGAAACCAACCACCCCUGCCACUGGAAACGUUCCCACCACCACUGACAAGGCUUCUGCUAGACCACCACCACCUAGCCACACCCUCAUGAUCAAGGCUAUGCCAGAAAACACCCUAAAACCCUUCUCUGCUAGAGAUAGCAACAGCAUCGGCAAAGAGGUUGCGGUGCUUUCCAAGACCUCCGACCAGGCUAUCCCUGGGCAGAGGAGCGGGAAGGAGCUGUACAAGGAACUCGGCACUGCUGAAGAGAGGAAGGCAAUCGUCAUCGACCUGUCCAUGGCUAGGAACACCUCUCGGGGUCGGUUCCUAGCUGUGGGCGUCUUCCUCUCUGUGCUCGCCAUCACCUCGAGGAGCCUCAUCGACUCAAUGAAGAGGGUGUGGAAGAUCCGUGGCCACAUCGACACUCUCCAGCUGGCUGACAGGAGGUUCAUCCUUGAAUUCUCGGAGAAAGGCGACUUCCUCCACGUCGUCAAGGGAGGCCCGUGGAGGUAUCAGCAGGACGCUGUUCUGGUACAGCCUUUGCUUGAUGGCCAGGACCCUGAAACGGUACAGUUCCUUUCAGUUCCUAUUUGGGUUCAGUUCAGAAAGAUUCCUUUUUAUCUGUUAUCUAAGGCUCUAGCUAAAGAUCUCGGGUCGAGGGUUGGUGAAUUUAUUUGUAUUGACAAAAAUGCUAGAGGAGAUAUUUGUGAUAAGCUUAUCAGGGCCCGUGUUCAUCUGCCUCUUAACCAAGCCCUCCGAAGGUGGGUUCCUCUAUUGGAUGGUGUCACUAGGGAAGAAGUGAUUGCCAAUGUGCACUAUGAGAGGCUCCCUUCAUUCUGUUUUCUCUGUGGCUUCAUUGGCCACAGGGACGCGGAAUGCAGGUAG
This is a messenger RNA of Lolium perenne, 876 nucleotides long. RefSeq lists its product as uncharacterized. NCBI's taxonomy places the organism in Eukaryota, Viridiplantae, Streptophyta, Magnoliopsida, Poales, Poaceae. The record is from RefSeq and is a predicted model, not a curated record.